AAGAAUUUAAGAUAAAGAGUCGAUGGUGGAAAGUGACAUUGCGCUUAACAGUCAACAAUUAUUCAAUCGCAGUCAGGCGGUAAGAAAGGUUUCUGCAAAACAAAGCAAAUAAUGUUGAGGCAAAAGUGGCAUAAUGGCAGUAUGUUUAGUUUACUUUGUUUAAUUGCCUUUUUGCAACAGGCAGUGUUUGGAUAUCCCAGGACAUCUUCAAAAGAUAUAGUAAGAAAUGUUAAUGACAUUCUUGAUCCUGUAAUCGAUUCAUCUGAUCCAUCAUGGCUGAAAAUAAUGAAUUAUACUCGAUUUGUCAUUGAUAUGGAUAAUGCAUUAGGAACGAAAAAUGCCGAAGAAUGGAUCCAAUAUGUCAGUCAAAUGAUUGAAUCAGAUGUUAAAAAGAAUAUUGCGACAUACGAAAUUGAUCCGAAAACUUGCUCUAUUUGUAAGUUUGCCAUCAACAUGAUUCGAAAUAUGAUCAAAAGCGGUAAAAGUAUAGAACAAAUUAUCGACUACAUGGAAAAAGCAUGCGUGGUAUUGGAAAAUCAAACGCAAAGAUAUUGUCAUGGAAUGAUGAGGCUCACUGGGCUGGACAUUAUCGAAGUAUUCACAGAAUCACCAAUGACAUCAACACAAAUUUGUGGUUUUCUUUAUCAAGGAGCCUGUAAAAAUAGCUAUGACGAAAGACAUGAUUGGCGGCUAACUUAUCCAUCCAAAAACAAGCCGGCCCAGCAUCCGACUGUACCACCACCCAAAAAUGCACCGAAAUUAAAAGUUUUGCAAAUCACGGAUACUCACUUCGAUCCUUACUACCAGCAAGGAGCAAAUGCCGACUGUUUUCCCGAACCGUUGUGUUGUCGAGCAACAAAUGGUCAACCGUCCUCCCCGGCAACGACAGCAGGCAAAUGGGGCGAUUAUCGUAAAUGUGACAGUCCGAAAAUUCUUCUUGAGAAUGCUUUUCAGCAUAUCGUUGAUACACACAAGGAUAUUGACUACAUAAUAUGGACAGGUGAUCUAGUUCCUCACGACACAUGGAAUCAAACCAAAGAGAGUAAUUUACAAAUUAUUCGUGAAUCUAAUGAAAUGGCGAAUAAGUAUUUCAAAGGAAUUCCAAUUUAUCCAACCGUGGGAAAUCAUGAAAGUUGCCCUGUGGAUACUUUUGCGCCGUCAGGAGCUCCAGCUAGACGAAAUAUGUCCUGGUUAUAUGAUCAAUUAGAUAAAGACUGGGGACGUUGGUUACCAUCAGAUACUUCAGAGACGAUUAAACGCGGAGCUUUUUAUUCUGUUCUUGUGAAGCCAGGCUUUCGAAUCAUUGCUAUAAAUAGCAAUUAUUGUUCUAAAAAUAACUAUUGGUUGAUUAAAAAUAGUACCGAUCCAGCUGGUCAAUUAGCGUGGUUGAUUCGUGAACUUGAUGCCGCUGAGACAAAUCACGAAAAAGUUCAUAUUAUUGGUCACAUGCCACCUGGUCAACCAGAUUGCAUUAAAGUUUGGUCUAAGAAUUAUUAUGACAUCAUCAACAGAUACGAGGCAACCAUAAUGGCUCAAUUUUUCGGACAUACUCAUUUCGACGAAUUUGAAAUAUUUUAUGACUCUAAAAAUCUCUCAAGAUCACUGAAUGUUGCAUAUAUUUCGCCAUCUCUAACACCUUGGGUAAACGUAAAUCCUGCAUAUAGAAUUUAUUACGUAGAUGGUGACCAUCCAAAUACAAAUAGAGCAAUCGUAGAUCAUGAGACUUGGAAAAUGGACCUUGUCCACGCAAACCAUAACGAUGAACCGGUAUGGUAUAAAGCUUAUACUGCUACAACAGCUUACAAUAUGACUUCGCUGAUGCCGACUGAAUGGGACAAUCUAAUUACUAGAAUGUCCAAAGACGACAAUCUUUUUGAUAGUUAUCAUAGAAAUUACUACAGAGAUACACCUGUCAGACCUAAAUGCGAUAGCGAAUGUCAAAAAAGAUUAUUAUGCGAUUUAAAAACCGGUAGAAGUGCUGAUUCGAAGACUUUUUGUCAGAAUUUAUAAAUUUCAAUAUUCACA
Phymastichus coffea is the source of this 2025-nucleotide messenger RNA. Its product is annotated as sphingomyelin phosphodiesterase-like. Gene Ontology annotation, molecular function: acid sphingomyelin phosphodiesterase activity. The transcript is spliced from 10 exons. The record is from RefSeq and is a predicted model, not a curated record. Lineage: Eukaryota; Metazoa; Arthropoda; Insecta; Hymenoptera; Eulophidae. Gene Ontology annotation, cellular component: lysosome. Bases 112 to 2010 code for a protein of 632 amino acids. Gene Ontology annotation, biological process: ceramide biosynthetic process; sphingomyelin catabolic process.